Messenger RNA from Octodon degus (degu), 3517 nucleotides. RefSeq names its product zinc finger protein 160-like. Bases 502 to 2781 code for a protein of 759 amino acids. Gene Ontology annotation, biological process: regulation of DNA-templated transcription. The transcript is spliced from 5 exons. NCBI's taxonomy places the organism in Eukaryota, Metazoa, Chordata, Mammalia, Rodentia, Octodontidae. The record is from RefSeq and is a predicted model, not a curated record.
UUCCCUCUGUCCCGGCUGUCUGCGCUCCGCUGUCCCCAGCGUCUCUCUGUCCGGAUCUGGGUCUCUAGGGACGUUCGACGCCCCGCUCCGCCCCCUGUACCUCGGCAUGGUGUGCGGCGCUGUGGGAGCCCGAGGCCCGUCCCGCCUGGGCCGCUGCGCCCUCCUCACCCGCGAUCCUCCCCGGCUGGGCGCCGUCCUCUCCGGGAGGGGACCCGGCCUCGCCCCGCACCUCCCCUCCUGGCGCCGGCUCCCCCCAGUCCUCCCCUCGCAGUGACCUGGACUGUCCUCAGAUGCAGGGUUCAUGCGUCCCUGAUUCCACCCUGAGGGAUUAUGUGCUCCUUCUGAGGCGGCUUCCCGCCCAUCCCUUGCCUGUGAGAAAAGGAUAAAAGGAAGAGAAGAAAUAGACCCAUAAACGGAUGGCAAAGCAGAGGGUGGCCGAGGGGUGGCCGAAAUGGCGAGAGUGACAGAAGCAGUUAAGAUGGUUUUGACUCCCAAAAACUCAUGUUACCUGCGGAAGGAGCCUGGAAGAGGAGGAAGUGGGAAGAAAAGGAGUCAGGAAUGGCUCUUGCUCGGGGAUGCUUAACAUUCAGGGAUGUGGCUGUAGAAUUCUCCCAGGAGGAGUGGGAGUGCCUGGACCCUGCUCAGAGGACUCUGUACAGGGAGGUGAUGUUGGAGAACUACAGGACCCUGGUCUCCCUGGGAAUCUUUCUUCCUAACCUGAGUGUUAUUUCUAUAUUGGAGCAAGGAAGAGAGCCCUGGACUGUGGAAAAUGAAAGGAGAACAGCAAGAAAUUCCAAUAGGCGGGAAUGUCACAAUGAACUGGAUGCAGACAUCUCUUCUAAAUGUGUAAUCAAGGGAUCAUCAUCAAAAGAGAAGAGCAAUACAAGAAACACAUGCAAAAGAGUGAUGUUGGAAAGGCAUGGAAAGAAUGCCAUCAAAGGCUUUGCAUUCGUGGAUGUGCAGGGAGAUAUACGUGACUUCGACUUUGAGAAGAAAGAUGAUGAAAGAAAUUACAAUAGAGUGCUUGUGAUUCAGAAAGAAAGUCUCACUGGUGGAAGAGAUCAAAGUUGUAAAAAGCGUGAAGAAAAUAAGCUUAUGAAAAAUUGGCUUGGCUUAAGCUUUCAGGAACAUUUGCCUGAGCUGCAGACACUUCAGUGUGAAGGAAAAACUGAUAGUGAUGAAGUUGAGAAGUCUGUCAACAAUGGUUCCUCACGUUCAGUACUCCACAGAAUUUCUCCUGCUGUCAAAGCACACAAAGCACAUAUUUCUCAGGAAUGUGGAAAUGAUUUGAUACGUUCUUCAUUACUCACACAGAGACAAAAAGCUCAUGUUCGGGAGAAACCUUACAAAUGCAAUGAGUGUGGCAAGGUCUUUAGUUACACCUCAUCUUUAGCACAUCAUCGAAGAAUUCAUACAGGAGAGAAACUGUACAAAUGUAUUGAAUGUGGUAAGGCAUUUUUCAGACGUUCAUACCUUUUGGUUCAUGAGAGACACCACACUGGAGCAAAACCGUACAAAUGUAAUGAAUGUGGCAAAGUCUUCACUCAGAAUUCACACCUUACCAGUCACCGGAGAAUUCACACUGGGGAGAAACCUUACAAAUGUAGUGACUGUGGCAAAGCCUUCAGUGUUCGUUCAAACCUCACUAACCACCAGGUUAUCCACACUGGAGAAAAACCUUACAAGUGUAAUGAAUGUGGCAAGGUCUUCAGUCAGACUUCAAGCCUUGCAAUUCAUCGGAGGACGCACACUGGAGAGAAACCUUAUAGGUGUAAUGAGUGUGGCAAAGUCUUCAGUUCACAUUCAAACCUAAACACCCAUCAGGUAAUCCAUACUGGAGAAAAACCCUAUAAAUGUUCUGAGUGUGGCAAGGUCUUCACUCAAAAUUCACACCUUGCAAAUCACCGGAGAAUCCACACAGGAGAGAAACCCUACAAGUGUAAUGAGUGUGGCAAAGCGUUUAGUGUAUACUCAAGCCUCACCACCCAUCAGGCAAUCCACACUGGAGAGAAACCUUACAAAUGUGAUGAGUGUGGCAAGGUCUUCACCCAGAACUCACACCUUGCGAGUCAUCGAGGAGUUCAUAGUGGAGAAAAACCAUACAAGUGUGAUGAGUGUGGCAAGGUCUUUAGUCAGACUUCAAAUCUUGCAAGGCAUUGGAGAGUUCAUACUGGGGAGAAGCCUUACAAAUGUAAUGAAUGUGGCAAAGCCUUUAGUGUGCGUUCUAGCUUAACUUCCCACCAGGUUAUCCACACUGGAGAAAAACCUUACAAGUGUAAUGAGUGUGGCAAAGUCUUCAGUUCACAUUCAAACCUAAACACCCAUCAGGUAAUCCAUACUGGAGAAAAACCCUAUAAAUGUUCUGAGUGUGGCAAGGUCUUCACUCAAAAUUCACACCUUGCAAAUCAUCGGAGAAUUCACACUGGAGAGAAACCCUACAAGUGUAAUGAGUGUGGCAAAGCCUUUAGUGUGUAUUCCAGCCUGACCACUCAUCAGGCAAUCCACACUGGAGAGAAACCUUACAAAUGUGCUGAGUGUGGCAAGGUCUUCACCCAGAACUCACACCUUGCGAGUCACCGGAGGACUCAUACAGGAGAGAAACCAUUCAAGUGUGAUAAAUGUGGCAAAGCUUUCAGUGUGCGUUCAAGCCUAACUACCCAUCAGGCAAUUCAUACUGGAGAAAAACCUUACACAUGUAAAGACUGUGGCAAGGUCUUCAGUCGAAGUUCCAACCUUGCAAGUCAUAGGCGAAUUCAUGCUGGACAGAAACCUUAUAAGUGAAUGUAUUCAGUCACAAGUACUUGUAUAGCAUCAGAGACUUCAUUUUUAAGAAUCUUUAUAAAUAAAAUGACUGUUGAAAUGCAUUCAUCAGUAAUUAAAACAUUAGAUGUCAGAGUCUAUGGUAAAAAGAAAUCUUAGGAAUUAUACAGCAGAGGCUUUCAUCUGAGUCUCCCACUAGCCAGCAAAAUACACAUCUUUGAUGAAAGUAUGAAUGGCAGGCACUUAUGUAGUAAGACUGUUUCCAAAUGAUAAUAACUCUAGGUGAGGAUUUAUUCUGAGAACAACUCAGUCUCUGGCUCUUUACUAUAUUACAUUCUGCAGAAUAUUUCCAAUUAAAAAUACAUGAAAACUCAUGCCCUGAAAUACAAAAAAGAUACAAAGAUGUUCAGAAAUGCCUAUUUAGGUUAUAAAAUGCUGUAUCCUAUUAUGUGAGGUUUCUUGAGGUUACUUUACUAUGUAUAACUCGGAACCUGAACUGUAAGCCCUGUUAAUAUUCUGGCUUCCUGAAAGGUCUUUCAUUGUGGUCUCUAAGAAAAAAUGAGUAAGAUGAAGGGGCUUCAUUAUGUAAGGAUCAUGUCUAUACUAUCCAAAAAGGAGUCUGCCUUUGAAACUUAAGUAUUGACUAAACUGGCAACUGGAAAAGGCAGAGAAUAAGGUAAAACUAUGACAAGUCACAUUCAUUUGUGUACAUUGUGUCUGUAAAAUCAUUGUUAAUAGGAAUAAACUCUGCCAAAUG